ACAUUAACUAAGAUUUUAAUUUCCUUUAAUCUAAAAUAAAACUUAAAAACUUUAUAUAAAAACCUUUGUAAAGUUUAUAUUAAUUUUCUAAUAUUGUUGAUUUAAGAAAAAAAAAUAUAUUUUUUAAAAGGUUCAAGAAGUGGAAAUUGAAAUUUGAUUUUAUAUUUUUCUUUUAUUCCAUGCAAUUAAAAGCGUUUGGUUUGACAGAAAAGCUGAUUUAGUACAAUAAGAUAAAUGUUUCUUAAAAAAUAUUGAAAAAUUUCGAACAAAAUAAUUUCGUGUAUUAUUUUAGAUAUAACCUAAUUUAUAAUUUUCUAAUUGUGGGGUUAAAUUGUAAUUUAAAUAAAAAAUUAUUAUUAAAGUUAAGUUCCGAUUUGAUAUAGUUAUUUUCUAUUGAAAAAAAAUGGAAGCGCAAUUCAUUAAAACCGAACCUUGCGAUGAUGGAUAUUUCGAGGAAAGUAAAAUGAAACUUGAAAUCAAACAAGAUACUGAACUCUCUCAAACAGAUGGAUACUAUGAAGAACAAAAAUUUCAGCCUGAACACCAACAUUUCGAAAUAUCUUGCAUUGAUGAAAACAUUGAGGAAUAUAAGCCUAAUGAAAUUCUACCCAAUGUAAUUUUUACUAGAAAUCGGCGACUUCAGGAAUCUAAGAAAGAAAGUUUCAAUGACCACAACAUUAAGUGCGGAGAAAUUUUCUGGUCCACAAUAAACAGUUGUUAUUCUUACACGUGUACGAUGUGCCCUAAAACCACAUUUGCGACAUGUAAAGCAUUAGCAAGCCACUAUAGAUCAUCUCACCCAUGUUUCAAAAUACGAAGAGGAGAAGAAUUACUAGAGUACCAAAAAGACACAGCAUCAAAAAUAAAAAAAGAUGAAAUCCAUAAAAUUGCCUUGGAACAAUUGAGGAAUUUACCAAAAAUCAAAAGGUACACUAUCACUAAAUGUCACAAAUGUCAGAAAGAAUUUCGAAGUGAACUAAAUUUACUUGAUCAUUCGAGAGUUCACAACAGAAAAAAUCCUCUUGUUUGUAUAUAUUGUGGGAAAGUAUUUUUGAAAUUAACAGAUUUAAAAGCUCAUCAAGCGACUCACUCUGGAAAAACACCAUUUACGUGCAAAAUUUGUGGAAAAACCUUUUCAGAUUAUAAUAAAAAACAGCAUCAUGAAAAUUUACAUGUAUAAUGAUAAAGAAAAGAAACUAAUUUUCAAUAUCACCUUAAUUAUUUUUGAAAUUUAAACCUAAAAGCAUAUAUUAAAUGCAAAGCUCAAAAUUUAAAUAAGUUUUAUUUUCAUUGGUUAUUUUAAAAUAACUUUAAAAGAGUUGUAUAAAAAUGGAUUUCAUCAAAGUAUUAGAAAUAAAAAUUGUACACAAUUUUAUUUAUCAACAAUUAAAGGAGCAUUUCAAAAGCAGUGUUGAAUUACAUCGCAGCGAACACAUGAGUUACUAAAAAUUUAAACAUAUUUUAUAAGAAUAGCAAUUAUAAAUUUAAAAUAUGAGUUUACUCAAGCUUAAAUUUCCUUUUUUUUUAAAUACAUAUACAUGUAUGUAUAUUAAAAAUAUUUCUAAUUUUUUUUUUUGUAUUUAUAUCAACCGUUUUUUAAAAAUAAUUUAUAAUUACUUAGGUAUCUGACUCAGCAAGGAAUAAAAGUUAAUUGAAAAUAAUUGAAAUGCAACAUUAGAAUAGUAUGUACAGUAAAAUGUAUAUGCCUUAUAAAAUCUUCCAAUUAAAAAUUUAUAAGAUAAGAAUCCUAGAAUUUGUAUGUUGUACGUAUUAUAAGAAUAUUUUCAUACAAUAUUCAAAUAUAUUUAGACAUAAUUAAAAGCUUGGCAGAAAAAUA
Molecule: messenger RNA, 1837 nt
Organism: Condylostylus longicornis
Lineage: Eukaryota; Metazoa; Arthropoda; Insecta; Diptera; Dolichopodidae
Product: oocyte zinc finger protein XlCOF26-like
Exons: 2
Coding region: 404-1180 (258 amino acids)
Biological process (GO): regulation of transcription by RNA polymerase II
Cellular component (GO): nucleus
Molecular function (GO): RNA polymerase II transcription regulatory region sequence-specific DNA binding; DNA-binding transcription factor activity, RNA polymerase II-specific
Source: RefSeq, a predicted model, not a curated record